AUGACUAUCGUCAUCCUCGUCGGUGUGCUCACUGUUGUGGCACUCACGGACGGUUUGAUGGGACCAUCCUUCUCGUCGAGUAGCGUGCGACUUCACAUCGAGGAGCGUAUCCAGGAGCAGAAGAGGAUGCGCCCAAUCCAGGUGCCACUACCAAUUUCUGCUUUGCCAGUAGCCGAAGUGCCAGAAGCUGUCGAACACUCUCAUCCCCCGCCUCCUUCUCCUCCCUCGCCGCCGCCGCCGCCGAAGGUCAUGCUGCCAGAAUAUAUGAAUAUAGACAAUUACCUGAAUGGUCCGCCUACAAUUCACUUCCGUGAUAAUUUGAAGAAGAACAAGGAGUAUCUCACCUCCUUCAUGGGUGCAGGAUUCACUAAUGAUGUGAUGACAAUUGGUAACAUCAUUUACCUUGCUAUGAUCACAUCUCGCGUCCCAAUCCUUCCUCCUCUCACCUCCCACAUAGAGGGCGGUGCUCCGCCACUGCCGUUCUCCGACAUCUUCGACCUCGGCUACCUCAUGCGUGCCACACAGACGCCGAUACUCGAGUGGCAUCAAGUUAAGGAGCUCGACAAUUACACGGUGUUCGGUGAGACCGACGAAAUUGGGUGUUGGAAUCUUUGGGAGGUCGUCAGCGCUUCAACUGAACCUCGCGGGAGUCGCACAACGACGGUGUUGAAUCUAGAUAUAUCAUACACACGGGCACCGUCGUGGAUGAAGAUGAGCGACCAGGAUUGGAACUCAUACGCCUCAUUCUGGGAUCUCGCGAAGCUGGCGUUCCCGCAGACCCGCAGCGGGACCCUCUCUAAUCCAGGGGCACAUCCGACACGCCCGUCUGAGCGAAAUAAUGUUGUACUUCCUCCAGAUGAGCAGCUCCUAUGCUACGACUAUCUGUACUAUGCUUGCGCAUCUGAGGCAUCCGAGUAUGACUGGGAUUUUAGCCCUGCAUGGAGAUUCGUCGCCAAGCACUUCCGGUGGACGUCCCGCAUGGAGAACCUUGCUCAUGAAUACGUCCGCCGCGCAAUGAGCUUACCGGAGGCCGUACCGAUCCCGCCCUACAUCUCGCUGCACGCACGACACGGCGAUUUCGGUGGGAUGUGCGGCGGCAGCGCCCUGGAGGAUUGCUACACGCCGCUCUCCGCGUUCGCACGGCGUGUGGACGAGGUGCAGGAGGAGCUGCGCGCGAAGCACGGCAUCGAUGUCACGCAUGUCAUCAUGACGAGCGACGAGAAAGCCGAGGAGUGGUGGAGCGAGGUCGCUGAGCGCGGAUGGUACAGAGUGGACCAUGGCCGCGAAAAUACCAUGGCGCGCCUUGGGACCUGGUAUCCGGUCAUAGUGGACGCUGUGAUCCAAUCACAGGGCAUCGGCUUCGUGGGCACGGAGUUCUCGACGUUCUCGAGUUUUGGAAGACGGCGCGUAGAGGACUGGAACAAUGGCGUUACCAGGACUGUGAAGUGGGGAUGGAUAGGUGCCGAUGAGUCUCACUAG
Sparassis crispa is the source of this 1479-nucleotide messenger RNA. RefSeq lists its product as hypothetical. Lineage: Eukaryota; Fungi; Basidiomycota; Agaricomycetes; Polyporales; Sparassidaceae. The record is from RefSeq and is a predicted model, not a curated record. The transcript is spliced from 8 exons. The coding region runs from base 1 to 1479 and encodes 492 amino acids.